Molecule: messenger RNA, 954 nt
Organism: Mauremys mutica (yellowpond turtle)
Lineage: Eukaryota; Metazoa; Chordata; Testudines; Geoemydidae
Product: butyrophilin subfamily 3 member A2-like
Exons: 15
Coding region: 1-954 (317 amino acids)
Source: RefSeq, a predicted model, not a curated record
AUGGAAGUCCUGUGGAGGAAAAUUGGAUCAGAAUAUAUCUCGGUUCAUGAGUACUCGGAUGAGGGUAGCCGGGACCUUCCAGGGGAGCGUUACCAGACCCGGACGGAGCUGUUCCGGCAGGAGUUCAGCAGUGGGAAUGUGUCCCUGAAGCUGAAACAGCUCCAAAUGGCAGAUGCUGGGACAUAUCAGUGCCUUGUGAGGAACCCAGAAUGGAGCCAGGAAGCCAUCACUGAGCUACGGGUUGCAGCUGUGGCUCCCGUGUUCAUUGAUGUGCUGGGCCCCCGGGGCCAGGGGAUCUGUCUGGCUUGUAGAGCCACAGGCUGGUUCCCCAAACCCGAACUCCAGUGGGUUGGAAAGAACGGGCAGAACCUGACGAUGGAGAUUGUGACCAGCAUGACUCAGGACAGGGAGAACCUGUAUAGUGUUGUGAGUCACGUCACUGUCACAGAAGGGGAAGAGAAGGGAGACAUCAGCUGCAUAGUGCGGAAUAACCUGCUGGAGACUGAGCGACAAUCUGCGAUUCACCUCUCAGGUGAUGUCUUCCCCCGUGUGUCUCCCUGGCUGGCUGCAUUCUGGAUAUUGUUCACUCUGGUUCUCAUUGCUGCUGGAGCUUGUGCAUAUCUUGGAUACACAGCGAAGCGAAAGGCCUCUCAGAAGAAACGCUCUAAAUGUGAGGCUCUGAUAAAUCUUGAGACUGAGAAGAAGACCUGGGAGUCAGAGUACCAGGAGCUGCGUGAGACAACUGAUGUUGAAAGGAAGACCAUUGAAUCAGAGUGUCAGGAGCUCCGUAAGAAGCUUGAUGCUGAGAGGAAAGCCUUUGAAGCAGAGUGUCAGGAGCUCCGUAAGAAGCUUGAUGCUGAGAGGAAGGCCUUUGAAGCAGAGCGUUGCAAGGAGUGUGAGAAGCUUGAGUGCAAGUCUCAGGAAAAGGAGAACAAGAAGUCGAAAUCAGUCUAG